AUGGCGGACCAUAAACACAAGUACGAGUUUGGUGGUCCACGAGAUCAUAUUAGGUAUCCGCCUGAGUAUUCACCGGCUAACUUCGCCUGCAUUAGCCCCGGUGCCCCCGUCAUCAUUCUCGGACUUCCUGCUCUCUUGUGGGCUCUCUUCUUUGUCUGCAAUGACAAGACCGGGUGCCCGGCCCCUGCCACUCUCAGUCUGUCCACUUUCACCUUCGACAAGCUAAAGGCAGAGACGCCAUGGCCGGCCGAUGGUAUUUGGGGGUUCUGUAGCUGGAGAGUUAUGGGCUGGACUCUGGCCUAUUACUUCCUUAGCCUGAUUCUAUACUGCGUGCUGCCUGCCCAAGACCUUCUCGGUGCAAAGUUGGUCCAGUCCGGUCGCCCUCUCAGAUAUCGCUUCAACUAUAGGCAUACCCCUCUUGUCUCUAUAAGGGUACUAGACUAUCGCUGCAUCACAGCUUUCACUUCUACACUUGUUCAGAUUGUGGCUCUAGCUAUUGCCAACAUUAUCCUGGCCUAUACUAUUAGCGUAUACGUCUAUGUUGCUAGCUCCAGUGUGAAGCCUGGCAACCCGGAGCUCCGCGAGCUGGCCAGCGGCGGCAACAAAGGCUGA
This is a messenger RNA of Colletotrichum spaethianum, 612 nucleotides long. RefSeq names its product delta(14)-sterol reductase. Gene Ontology annotation, molecular function: Delta14-sterol reductase activity. The transcript has 2 exons. NCBI's taxonomy places the organism in Eukaryota, Fungi, Ascomycota, Sordariomycetes, Glomerellales, Glomerellaceae. Bases 1 to 612 code for a protein of 203 amino acids. Gene Ontology annotation, cellular component: endoplasmic reticulum membrane. The record is from RefSeq and is a predicted model, not a curated record. Gene Ontology annotation, biological process: ergosterol biosynthetic process.